This is a messenger RNA of Pygocentrus nattereri (red-bellied piranha), 1236 nucleotides long. RefSeq names its product claudin-1. Gene Ontology annotation, molecular function: structural molecule activity. Gene Ontology annotation, biological process: bicellular tight junction assembly; cell adhesion. The transcript is spliced from 4 exons. Lineage: Eukaryota; Metazoa; Chordata; Actinopteri; Characiformes; Serrasalmidae. The coding region runs from base 237 to 857 and encodes 206 amino acids. Gene Ontology annotation, cellular component: plasma membrane; bicellular tight junction. The record is from RefSeq and is a predicted model, not a curated record.
GGCAAUAAGCUCAUCGUCUUGCCUGUCGCGCGCAUUGCAUAACGGCACCGUGCGCGCCCCCGUGCGAGCGAAUAAAAUGCGCGCGCAGGACCUCACCGCUCAGUGCUACCGGUAAUACUCCGUCCGCUCUACUUCGACCCGAGAUCAGAGACUCGCUCCAACCUUCCUCACGGAUUAAACAGCCGCUGCUCCAUCGCGACCACUUUUCCCGCGUUCCUCUUCAAAGGGCUUCAAAGAUGGCAAACACGGCCAUGCAGGUGCUCGGUUAUGUCCUCUGCUAUGCUGGACUGUGUGGUCUGAUCGCGUCCACCUGCAUGACCGACUGGAAGAGAAUUGCGCGCGCUAACGGGGACACGGCGCCGCAGGAGGAGCGCGUGGGUUUAUGGAUGAGAUGCAGCACGGUCGCCGGGGCCUCGAUCACCUGCACGCUCUUCACCUCCAUCCUCCAUCAGUCGCUGGAGAUCAAUGUGAGCAGAGGGCUGAUGAUAAGCAGCAUCAUCUUCUGUGGUCUAGCUUUGCUGGUGACCAUCCCUGGGCUCAAAUGUACCAGAUGUUUAGACAGGAGCAAGCAGAUGAAGAGCAAAUUGGCCAUUGUUGGUGGUGGCUUAUCCAUUAUUGGUGGUCUUUGCGGCUUUGGAUUAAUCUGUUGGUACGGUAAUGAAGUCACCCAAGAGUUUCAGAGAAACAGUAUGAUCAAGUAUGAGUUUGGAUCGGCUCUGUUUCUCGGAGGAGCUGCAGCUUUGCUCUCCAUCAUCGGAGGUGCUCUCCUGUGCGCUAGCAGUAAACCACAGAAGCAGUUCAGGUCAUAUCCAGACAAGCCGUCUGUCUCCCAGACUGAGUCCACAGAGUAUGUCUGAAGAUAUCUGCAGCCGCUUCGCCUGAGAUCUACCAGAGAUGUGAAUAUACUCGUCUACGAGGCCAUGAGUUUACUUAGUUUACAAUGCUGAAGGUCAGAGUUGGGUUUGUUUUCCUUUUUUUGCUGUUUAAGACUGUACAAGUCACUGACUGCAGCCACAAAGUAAUAAAUGUCUUCAUUAUUUAAUAAAUCUCUACUUUUAUAUAUAGAUUUGUAGGUAGUUUUAUAUAUAAACAGCUACAGAAGUAAUACAUGCUUUUUUAUUUUUUAACCACUAAUUCUAUGUAUGUGUUUAUUAUAUAAACUGGUCUGUUUUGUAAUACUGCUGGUUUUCAUAUAUUUAAUGUAAAUGUAAAAUACAUUUAUAAACUCUUUUCUUA